Messenger RNA from Rhodofomes roseus, 2358 nucleotides. RefSeq lists its product as uncharacterized. The record is from RefSeq and is a predicted model, not a curated record. The transcript is spliced from 5 exons. Bases 1 to 2190 code for a protein of 729 amino acids. NCBI's taxonomy places the organism in Eukaryota, Fungi, Basidiomycota, Agaricomycetes, Polyporales, Fomitopsidaceae.
AUGCCUCCCCGCCCCUCGCUCCCCGUCCCCGACGACGUCCUCCUCCUCAUCGCCCGUGAGCUCGGCACCGUCGACCCCCUCGGCCCGCCUGCCCACCUCCCCGCCCUCCUCGCCACCAGCAAGCACAUCUACAACACCCUCUGCUUCGCCAAUGCACCCACCCUCUACGACGACAUCUUCUGCACAAACUUCGACCACCGCGCUGCCUUCCGCCGCCUCGGUGUCCGGGCGACCCGCUCCCGCAACCGCGCCAAACAGCUCCAGAAGGUCUGCCGCAUGCUCACGCGUAUCCGGAGCGGCGACAUCUACGCAACCAGGCUCGAGGCCGACCUCUGGACCGCUUUCAUCAUGCUCACCGAGAACGACGGCAAGAACUACGCCCAGCUCCAGUGGGCCGGCCUGGACAGGUUCGCGGAGGCAGUCAUUGUGAACCGUGCAUGGGAGAAUCGCCACAUGCACCACGGCUGGCCAGCCGAGAGCACCCAAAACUCGCUGGCCAUCUGGUCGCUGUUCAUGAUGCUGGAUGCAGACAAGCUCGUGGCCCUGCCGCAAGAUCGCAGGAACGUCAUUAUUGAGCGUAUUCGCCCGUACGUCGUGACCGCGCUCCGUUAUCCGUCCUUCCACGCGCCCGACAAGCACUUCUCCUUCCCACUGCCCGAAAACCUUGAGCAAACCUAUCCGUACACGUUCAUGACGCCGCACGGGUUCUACCCUCAAUACCGGCACCCGGAGCAUCUGCGCGAGUACCUCCCUCACUUCGGCAUCCAGAUCGAGACCAGCGCGCCCCUUAUCGCGCAAGGCGCAAAGCUGCUCUACCUCACCCUGUACGAGACGCGCCUACCGCACCAUCCUGAGCUCCCGCUCAACCGGGAACAAGCUAUCGCCCUCGGGCGCACGUUCAUCGCCCCUACCAUCGCUGACAUCGACGAGGCGAACGCGCAUCGCGCAGUCACGCUCGCCCCGCAUGGCUCCUGGGACUGGCGCGAGCGACUCGACGCCGCACAAGGCAAACUGGAGGACGACGGCGUGUGGCGGACGACACUUACAGCUACAAGUGCCACAUGGGACAACGACUGGCACCGCUGGUGCGGAUGCAUCGACCCAUGGAUGGUGGACCAUCUCAAGGGCGUCACCUACACACUUGGCUCGCUCAACGGACUAUGGCAGGGCCGGCUCCUCGUGCCGGAUGUGAACCAGUAUGAGGAGCUCGUGAGGUCGACCGAGUUCCCGCAGACCUUCUCGAUCAUGAACCCGCGGCUGAUGACCUCGCCGCUGUACAUGCGCCUCCGCGAGCACCACUGCAUCAACCCGAUGCGCCCGGCCGAGCCCGCGCUGCCGCAGUUCGAGGGCGACAUCGACGAGGGCAUCUGCAACGCGUGGUUCUCGAAGGUGAGCAUUUCGGAGCACGGCGGGCGCGUGCGCGUCGAGGACGAGCGCAGGAGGCAGGUGCAUAUAUACGAGACGUACGUGCACGGGCGCCCGAAUAGCCAUGACGAGACGACGUGCACGCAGUGCAUCCAGCGCAGGGAAGACGAGGAGGCGGAGUUGGCGGCGAGAGUGCGGUUGAACGCGCGCGCGGCGAGUGGGGAGCCUCUUGAAGACGAUCAGCACCACGCACACCAUCAUCACCACCAUCACCACCACCAUGCCCACGACCACGACCACGACCACGACCACCCGCACGAGCAUGCCCACGUCCACGCUGACGAUCCGUCCGACGUCGACAUGGAUGCGGACCCCGAGCUCGCGCAGACACGCGAGGGUGCGCAGGAGGCCCUUGGCCGAGACCCCGACACGGUGCUCGACGAGGUGAUGGCCGACGCAAGCGUGGACGACGAGGACGAUUACUCAGAGGACGAAUACACAGACGACGAAUCCGAAGAUGAGUUGGAGGAGUACAUCCACAACACCUGCAACGGCGUCUGCGACAUCAUCAUCACCGGCGAGACCCUCCCGCGGCACGGCCAGGCGUGGAACCACUACCGCUUCUACGGCCGCGUGCGCAAGUGGGACGGACUCAUCGCGCUUGUGCGCGUCCCCGUCGAGGACCGUGGCCUCGGGACGUACAUCUUCAGGGGAUACCUCGUCGGCGGGCUGAACUUCACCGGCAGCUGGCGCUCGUACGCGCAGAACCCGAACGCAAUCCCGCUCGAGGGCCCGUUCAUCGCGAGCAAGCGCGCGGAGGAGUGAAAAUGACGACAGCGACGCGGUCGGUGAGUCUUGGUUGAAGCCGUGCUCCGUGGACUUUGCGGAGGUGCGGCGCGGCGCGUUGGAAAAUGUACCAUAGGUUUGGAGUCUCUUGGGCAGCCCCGGAGGUGGCUGUGUCAGUGCUCGCGGAUGUGUGUAGGUAACGUUAUU